Molecule: messenger RNA, 2026 nt
Organism: Capsella rubella
Lineage: Eukaryota; Viridiplantae; Streptophyta; Magnoliopsida; Brassicales; Brassicaceae
Product: serine/threonine protein phosphatase 2A 57 kDa regulatory subunit B' theta isoform
Exons: 3
Coding region: 333-1820 (495 amino acids)
Biological process (GO): signal transduction
Cellular component (GO): protein phosphatase type 2A complex
Molecular function (GO): protein phosphatase regulator activity
Source: RefSeq, a predicted model, not a curated record
GAAUUGAGAAAAAAAAAAAAAAAAGAUUGAUCAGGCAUCGGAGAGAAGAGAGAAUGAUAGAUAACUGGAUCACGAGAAGACACAAAUCACAAAGAAGAAGAAAGAAAACAAAAAUUAAGAAGAAGAAUUAACAAUUCGUAUUGAGCCAAAUCCUAAAGCUCGAUUCUUUUAUUUUUAUAUCUGGGAAAGUCAAUAAACCAACAACGACAACGAAGAGAGGUUUUGGAAGAACUUGAAUGUGAUUUUUCUUUAUUUUUUUUGGAUGAAUCUGUUCUUCUAGGGGAUUGUUUGUUUUGGGGAAUGAUCAGAGAAGAAUCUGAGUAUUGUAAACUAUGUGGAAACAGAUUAUAAGUAAGCUUCCUAAGAAGUCUUCUUCUAAGAACCAUUCUUCAUCUACUCCCAGUGCUUCUACUUCCAAAACUAGUGAUAAUGGCGCUGGGAAAUCGGGUAAUUCUCACGCCAAGAACGCUCCUGCUGUUAAACCUGCUGCUGCUGAUUCGGGGUUUAAAGACGGGAAUUUGAAAGGAAACGGGACUGGUUUCUCGCCGUAUGAAGCUUUGCCUAGUUUUAAAGAUGUUCCAAAUGCAGAGAAGCAGAACUUGUGUUUGAGAAAACUCAACUUGUGCUGUCUAGUGUUUGAUUUCUCGGAUCCAACUAAGAAUGUGAAGGAAAAGGAGAUCAAGCGGCAGACAUUGCUUGAUCUUGUGGAUUAUGUUGCUUCUCCGGGUGGGAAGUUUAGCGAAAUGGCUAUCCAAGAAGUGGUUAAAAUGGUUUCUGUUAACAUUUUCAGAACCUUGAAUCCUCAACCGCGAGAGAAUAAGGUUAUUGAUGCCUUAGAUUUGGAGGAAGAGGAGCCUUCUAUGGAUCCUGCUUGGCCUCACUUGCAACUUGUCUAUGAGAUCCUCCUGAGGCUUAUUGCUUCACCUGAGACAGAUACAAAGCUGGCUAAGAAAUACAUCGACCAAUCUUUUGUCUCACGGUUACUGGAUUUAUUUGAUUCCGAGGAUCCUAGAGAAAGAGACUGUCUUAAAACCGUUCUACAUCGCAUCUAUGGUAAAUUCAUGGUUCAUCGUCCUUUCAUAAGGAAAUCCAUUAACAACAUUUUCUAUCGGUUUGUUUUCGAGACUGAGAAACACAAUGGGAUUGCUGAGUUUCUAGAGAUUUUGGGAAGUAUCAUCAAUGGAUUUGCUCUGCCGCUUAAAGAAGAGCAUAAAGUGUUUCUUGUUCGAGCUUUGGUACCUCUCCACAAACCGAAAUGCUUACAAAUGUAUCAUCAGCAAUUGUCUUAUUGUAUCACACAGUUUGUGGAAAAAGAUUGCAAACUUGCUGAUACAGUUAUAAGGGGAUUACUGAAGUCUUGGCCUGUCACUAAUAGUUCCAAAGAAGUCAUGUUUCUAAACGAGCUAGAGGAAGUAUUAGAAGCAACUCAGCCACCUGAAUUCCAACGGUGUAUGGUUCCAUUGUUUCGCCAAGUUGCUCGGUGUUUGAACAGUCUGCACUUUCAGGUUGCAGAAAGAGCUUUGUUUCUAUGGAAUAACGAUCAUAUCGAGAAUCUAAUAAUGCAGAACCGUAAAGUUAUUCUUCCUAUCAUUUUCCCUGCAUUGGAAAGAAACACUCAGAAGCAUUGGAACCAAGCUGUUCAUAGCUUAACGCUGAACGUGCAGAAGAUAUUUAAUGACAUUGAUGCAGAGUUGUUUAAGGAUUGUCUUGGCAAGUUUAGAGAAGAUGAAUCAAAAGAAGCUGAAAUUGGGGCAAAACGUGAAGCCACAUGGAAACGGUUGGAAGAAAUUGGGAACCAAAAGCAAAAGAGUUCGUUGUAAGAUGUUUUAGUUGUAGAGAGAGAGGUUUUUGUUCUGUAUUUUUCUCGUUUUUAUUACAUUGGAAUAUUUGUUUUGUUUUUUUUUGUUUUUUUCUCUCCGGACAACUUAGUGAGAAAAGGUUUCAGAUUCGUCUUCUUUGAAGAGACUGCGAAGAUGUAAGAUCUUUUUUCUUUGUUUGUUAAAGCUUGCUAAUGGGUUCUCGAUCA